UGGUAUAUAUAGCCAGACCAGCGACCAGAGGUCUCCUGGCAGCCAACAUGAAGGUCUUAGUCUCGCUCUGCGUCUUUGUGCCCCUGCUGGCACUGGCCACAGCAGAGGAGGAAGCUGUUUUGGAAUCCAUCCUGAGAGACAGAUCUCACAUCGAGGAAACUCUGAGGCUCGCAGCAGAUGAUAAAGCAGGAGAUUAUGCUGCUGCACUGCAGAGGCUGAGGAAGAUCUACCACAGCUCCAUCAGGCCCAUGGAGCAGGCCUACAAGUACAAUGAGCUGAGACAGCAUGAGAUCUCAGCCUAUCCUGGACGCACACUGGGGGACUCUGCCACAGAUGGAGAAAUCACCUCCAAACCCAUGGUGCUGUUCCUUGGACCCUGGAGUGUGGGCAAGUCCUCCAUGAUCAACUAUCUGUUGGGUCUUUUGGACACCCCAUACCAGCUGUACACAGGUGCUGAACCCACUACCUCAGAGUUUACCGUCAUCAUGCACGGCGAGAAGAUCCGCACCGUGGAGGGCAUCGUCAUGGCUGCCGACAGCUCUCGCUCCUUCUCCCCGCUGGAGAAGUUUGGCCAGAACUUUUUGGAGAAGCUGGUUGGCAUUGAGAUGCCCCAUAAGCUCCUGGAGAGGGUCACCUUCGUGGACACACCUGGAAUCAUUGAGAACCGCAAGCAGCAGGAGAGAGGUUACCCAUUCAACGAUGUGUGCCAGUGGUUUAUCGAUCGCGCAGACCUCAUUUUCGUGGUUUUCGAUCCCACCAAGCUGGACGUCGGUCUCGAAUUGGAGAUGCUCUUCCGGCAGCUGAAAGGUCGGGAGUCCCAGAUCCGUAUCAUCCUCAAUAAGGCCGACAGUUUGGUGACCCAGGACCUCAUGCGUGUCUACGGCGCUCUCUUCUGGAGUCUGGCGCCCCUCAUUAACGUGACCGAACCCCCACGUGUCUACGUCAGCUCUUUCUGGCCCUACGACUACGCCCCGGACACCAGCCGCGAGCUCUUCAAACGCGAGGAAGUAUCCUUGCUGGAAGACUUGAACCAGGUGAUCGAGAACCGUCUGGAGAACAAAAUCGCCUUCAUCCGCCAGCAUGGCAUCCGCGUUCGCAUUCACGCUCUCCUGGUGGACCGCUAUGUGCAGACCUUCAAGGACAAGAUGAGCUUCUUCAGCGACCCCGAGCUGGUCUUCAAAGAGAUCGUGGACGAUCCUGACAAGUUCUACAUUUUCAAGUCCAUCCUGGCCAAAACCAACGUCAGCAAGUUCGACCUGCCCAACCGAGACGCUUACCGCGACUUCUUCGGGAUCAACUCGGUGAGCAGCUUCAAGCAGCUGUCCGCUCAGUGCUCCUACAUGGGCGGUUGCCUCUUGGAGAAGAUCGAGCGCGCCAUCACCAACGAACUGCCCGCCCUGCUCGGCAGCAUCAACUCCGGGAAGAACCCAACCCUGUCCUCCUGUGAGGCCACCGGCUGUGGGGAAAAGCCCAAGAACCGCUACCGGCGAAACUGAGAGAAGAAAACCAGGCGGGAGGGAGACCGAGGAGGAGGACGAGAGAAGGAAAGGAGGGACGUGGAGCGAACAAACCGUGGAGGAGCAGUGGAGCUAAUCCUGUUCCUGCCAUGGGUCCGUUUCGAGUCAAUGGAGACGGAUCUCACGGGACUUUUUUUGCGUAAAGAGGUUGUGUGUGGGGGCGUUUGAGGGCAGGGGACUCUGGGAUUGGGUGGAGGGAGGGUCUUGUGAAGUCUUGAGGCGGAGUUUCUUGUGAAUGUGAGGAGAGCGCGCCAAAAUAGCUCUCCUCUCUUUCCGCACUACUUUUAUAAACUGUCUGCAGUUUUGGAGGGAAAAUGUGUACUCAUGGAAAAAAAAAAUGUCUGACACACUUAAAAAAUGUAAAAAAUAGCAAAAAUAAAAUAACCUGAGACUGAAAGUGGGUAUCAGCUGCCUUGAAUGUGAACAAAGCAACAUUGAUGCAACAAGAAAAAUGUAUACAGUUGUGCAUUUUUUUCCAGUGUCUUUUGGGUUGAUUUGUUCACCUUUAUAGGUUAGUGAAUGGAUGAUUAUUUAUCUCUCCUGAGAUAUUGAUAAGCUAUUAGCAUUUUUACAUUGCAUGUUAUGAGACAGAGAGGUUUGGUUUCUCUCACAUUUCCACUUAUCCACUUUGUAUACCACAAUAAAAACCAAUCUAUUUCCACAACUAACA
Pimephales promelas (fathead minnow) is the source of this 2187-nucleotide messenger RNA. NCBI's taxonomy places the organism in Eukaryota, Metazoa, Chordata, Actinopteri, Cypriniformes, Leuciscidae. The record is from RefSeq and is a predicted model, not a curated record.